CGUGAUCAUCUCGUAGAGUACACAACUCAGCAAAAAAAAUUUAUUGUAAAAAAAUUGCCUGUAAUAGUACUAGAUUUAUUUUAGAUUUGUUAUUUUAAAUUUCCAUUGUAUUGGAUACUAAAUUUUAAGAGAGUUAAAUUCUUAGUUAAUUCUUUCGGAAUACAAACUUAAUUUUUUUUGGAGGGGUACUUGCGUGUGAGGAAGUGCAAGGGCAAUGUUUCGUAAAUCGCGUCAGCUGCUCUUCCGGAUCUGCAGCCGGUCGUCCUUGAGCCGCCAGUAUGCUCCCAAGGUCGUCAGGCGAUCCUACGCCUCGCAGGCCAUCAACCAGAUGCUGUUGCUCCAGCAGAUGGACAUCUGCGCGGACCAGCCCUCUCGGGCUUUGGUCAUAGGAGUCUAUGCGGACGAGGAGGACAAGAACGACGCCGGCAUCCUGACGCCCGCCGGCUGGCGCUACAAUCUCCAAAAGACCAAUGGCCGGCUAAUCGAGGUGCUCCGCAUGUCGGGACCCAUGCCCAGGAGGGGCGAGGCCCGUCUGCUGUUCGCCGUGGAGCCGGAACGUAUUCCCUACUACUCGGUGGUGGCCGUCGUGGGCCUGGGCAAGGAGUGUCUGGGCUACAAUCCCUACGAGGUCCUGGACGAACAGAAGGAGGCCAUCCGCCGAUCGGUGGCCGCUGCCUGCAGGAUUCUCGCCGAACUGGACACCGACCGAAUCGAGGUGGAGAACUGUGGCCACGCCGAGUCUGCUGCCGAGGGAGCUGCCCUUGGUAUCUGGCUGUACCAGGAGCUGCGCGAUCCUAAGACCCGAAUCUUCGUCCCGGCCAUCGAUUUGUACGCCACCAAGGACGAGGUUUGCGACAUCGAAGGAUGGCGCAUUGGGCUUCAAAAGGCUGCCGCGCAGAACCUGACCCGCCAGCUGCAGGAGAUGCCCUCCAACCUUUUGACCCCCACUGCCUUUGCCCAGAAUGUCGUCGAGGUGCUCUGUAAAUCCGGUGUGAACGUGGAGGUCAAGGUCGAGGGCUGGGCGGAGAGCCAGUCGAUGCACGCCUUCCUGGCGGUCGGAAAGGCCUCCUGCGAGCCUCCCAUCUUCCUGGAACUGAGCUACUACGGCACCUGUGCCGAGGAGCGACCCAUCGUCCUGGUUGGCCAGGGCAUCACCUACGAUGCCGGCGGUCUGUGCCUGAAGAAAAAGCACGAGCUCUUCCACAUGCGCGGCGACAUGACCGGAGCGGCUGUGGUGGUGGCCACUUGUCGGGCUGUGGCCGGACUAAGAUUGCCAGUCAACAUCCGCGGACUGAUCCCCCUCUGCGAGAACGUAGUUGGCUGCAACUCCUUCCGUCCGGGUGACAUGGUGAAGUCCAUGAACGGCAAGACCAUCGAAGUCCAGUGUACAGAUCACGAGGAUGUCCUCGUGCUGGCCGAUGCCUUGCUGUAUGCCCAGAACUUCUGCCCCAAGUGCAUCAUCGACAUCGGCACCUGCUCCGGUUACAUGCGUCAAUCCCUGGAUGAGGCGGCCUGUGGAGUGUUUACCAACUCAGAGAUCCUGUGGCAGCAGAUCAAGCACGCCAGUAUGCACACUGGGGAUCGCGUGUGGCGCUUCCCCCUGUGGCACUACUAUACCAAGGCGGUGCGUGCCGGAGGACGCAGUGAUGUCCAGAACUACGGCAUUGGCCGUGGAGGUCGUCCUUGCAAGGCCGCCGCUUUCCUGCGAGAAUUCGUGCCCUGCGGCCAGUGGAUGCACAUCGACGCCACCAAUGUGAUGGUCACCAACGGAAUCGACUUCGAGUACCUGCGUCGUGGAAUGGCCGGCCGACCCACGCGCACCCUUAUCGAGUUCAUCGCCCAGACAAUCUGCAAGGACACCGCUCCCAAGAUGGGCAAAUAGGCAGAGAGUUUAGGGGAAGAGCAGCUGACCGAAGAUGGCCAAAUCCCAAAGGCAGUAGCAGCGUUUACACCACGUCCACAUUUUGGUGAAAUAUUUUGAAGUCUGUUCAGGGUGGAUGUCUUAAGUCAGUAUGUGCAAGUCCCUUCACAGUUGCAAACGAGAUUGUUCCCAGGCCAAAAAAAUUGUUUGUUCGUUUUAAGUUAUCUACGAGUAUUAAAUAAAUUAUCUUUCGAAUUGAA
Drosophila rhopaloa is the source of this 2121-nucleotide messenger RNA. RefSeq names its product cytosol aminopeptidase. Lineage: Eukaryota; Metazoa; Arthropoda; Insecta; Diptera; Drosophilidae. Gene Ontology annotation, biological process: proteolysis. Gene Ontology annotation, molecular function: manganese ion binding; metalloaminopeptidase activity. The record is from RefSeq and is a predicted model, not a curated record. The transcript is spliced from 3 exons. Gene Ontology annotation, cellular component: cytoplasm. The coding region runs from base 215 to 1882 and encodes 555 amino acids.